Paramuricea clavata is the source of this 5884-nucleotide messenger RNA. NCBI's taxonomy places the organism in Eukaryota, Metazoa, Cnidaria, Anthozoa, Malacalcyonacea, Plexauridae. The record is from the annotation of a GenBank genome assembly.
AUGGUAAAAGUGGCGGCCGUACUCGAUCGUGGAAUCGUUCCUUGUUCACAUAAUUGUAGUCAAAGCUACUCGGUCGCUCGUUGUGUCACCUGUGAAAAAUUCCUAUGCCGAGAAUGUCUCACGGACCAUAAUAAAUAUCGAGGUCACAAUGAUCAUUCUGUUCUAACGAUGGAAGAGUUAUCAAAGCCAGAAAAUCGCAAGAAAAUCAACGACAAAAUGUAUUGCAAUGAACAUUCGGGCAAGAAAUUAAAAGUUUAUUGCAAAACGUGCGACCAACUGAUUUGUAAGGAUUGUAUGGAUUUUAAACACGUCAAGCAAAGUCAUUCGUGUGUUCUCGUCAAGGAUGUUGCGAGCAACUAUAAGGAACUUCUUGCUUCAAAUAACAAAGCAAUGGAAAACGCUUUAACUGAAGGCAAUGCAUUUCUUGGACGAAUAACUCUUAAGACAGAACGACUUGAUCGCGAUGCUGAAAAUAUCAAAACUGAAAUUGCACAAAGAAAAGAAUUUGUGAAAAAGAAAGUCGUUCACUCUGUCGUUGACAUGUUGGAUCAAAAAGCUGAAACUCUUCUUAAGAAAGUAGAUGAAAUCCACAAAGGGAAACGAGCGAAUUUGGACAGACAGGCAGAAGAAACAAAGUUAUAUGUAGAGAACAUAAAAACGUCUUUUCAACUUUCGAAAAAGUUGGUCGACCAAGGCUCAGAAGAAGAAAUAAUUUCCUCUCAGAAAAUGAUGCUGAAUAACGCAAAUAAUCUCCUAAUAAAACGCGAAGAGUAUUUCAAAGCACCUAUUCCCGUUGCAAAAUUGAGCUACAUUUCCUCUACUGGCAAGCAACCAAUAAACGAAAACGUUUUGAAAGAGCUGGCAAAUAGUUUAGGAGAAGUUAAUGACGACGAGCAUGCAGGUGUGUUUCAUGCGGAUGGGUUUCGUGCGUGUGGGUGUCAUGCGUGUGGGUUUCAGGCGGGUGGGUUUAUAUGAGAAAAUUUUAUCCCGCUUGCCGGGACAAUUUUGUUACAUUGAUGUUGUUUUGACAGUUGUUAAAAAUAGCUUGUGGCGGUAUCUUUGAACUUUCAUCCCGGCAACUGGGUGACCGGGCUAGCCCGCUUGUGAGUGUUUAUAUGGAGAAAUUUCCAUCCCGGUAAGCGAGAUCUCGCCUCUUUCAAGCGAGAUCUCGGCAACCGGGCCAGCCCGCUUGUCCAUAUAAACGCACGAUAAUUUUUACUAUAAAAAUAACUACACAGCGAGAUCUCGCUUACCGGGCUAUCUCGCUAAGCGGGCCAGCCCGGCUUCCAUAUAAACAGGCCCUUAGAAUCGGAUAUAAAUGAAAUGUUUCCGCACAAUAAUGAUACAAGAACUGGGGCCGGUAGUUCAAAUCCCGAUUAGUGCUAACCCUGGGUUAAAUUUAACCUGCUGUUUUUGUUUAUGUAUUUCUGCGUGAUCAUUCGUUUCAAAACUGUGGAAAAGAAAACCUCUAUUGAACCAGAAAGGAUUUCUGGAAAAACAUAUUCAACUUAAUUGUGAGCUGUUAGAAAUUUUAAUUUGUAGAUUUGUGUUACCGGCCAGGGUUAAGCUAACCGGCUUUCGAAUAACCGGCCCCUGAAGAAAAAGAUAACUGGGGUAAACCUUGCGGAGAACGGUUUGGAAAGGACGUUGAUCUAAAUAUCUUUUCAAAAAAAACAGGCAUGGUCAUGGGUACAAGAAGCUUCGACGAAAAGAAAACGGUCAAGGUUUCCGGGGUUUCGCAACUUUUGCGAGACCAAAUUGAGAAGGAAUUUCAAGCGAAGGGGAACUCGACUGGGUAUAGUGACGAUGUCAACAAACUGUAUGUCUGCCCGAAUGGAAAAGAUUAUGUUCUUGUUGAAUUGGAGAAAGACAUACCAGGUAAGUGUUCAAAUAGUUGCAUCUUAUUUCAUACAUUGCUUUGCAGAAUAGAAUGCUUGCAUGAGAGCAGGUCAGAAAUAAUUUUACUUUCUUUAGCCUGUUUCGAAAAUGCAAUCGAUAAUCAGUGUUGUGUGCAGAUGUGUAUUACCAGCGUUGUCCCAAAAUUCAGGCAGCUAGGUCCGAGAAUAUUUCGUGUUAACAUUUAUUCCGCUCCGAAUUUAUAACUUGAGUUGGGUCCAUCUAGAAUUAGAAUGAAUUCAGACCACUGAUUCCGACACAGUUAGUAUAACCAAAACUAACUCUACUAAUUUUACUAUGACUAUGUUUAAAGACUAGUUCCACUUAGGAAAAUUAUCCGUUGAUUGGAACGGACAAGAAAAUUUUUCUUUGUGUUAAAGUCAUUAGUUCCAACCCAGAGCUCACAAGACAAAGAAAAAUUUUCUUGUCCGUUCCAAUCCACGGAUAAUUUUUCUGAGUGGAAACUAGCCUUAAGUGUAGGAGAGUCUAAUAUUAAUAAUUGCCAAAUUGUCUUUACCGGAAUAUGGAACCAUAGAAAAGCCUUGGUAAAUAAACGUGUAUUAGUGUAAUUUCAGUUGUAGACUAGCUCUGUGGUUGUUAGUCUAAUUUGCGGAAGUAUUAAACGCGAAAAUUACACGGUCGUUCCUAAAGGGGGUUGGACGACAGGAAAUUUUCAAGAUGGCGAUCUUUUUCAAGAUGGCGAUCUUUUUCAAGAUUGUUAAAACGCGAGAGAAUCAACAGCUAGACACUUAUAAAAAUCUUAAACUUUGCCCUAAACCUAACCCAAAAUCUAACCCUAAAUUAAAGCAAACUCUGAGUUUAAAUUUUGAACUAUCUUUAAAACCUCGCUCUCGUCAAUCCCUUUCAGCCAUUACGUACCCACACACACAUUUCCUUUACGAAUUGUGACUUUCAUAUGAGGCACAAAGUCCUGUUGAGUAGGCAGACGCCAUCUCCUAAAGAGAGUAUGGUACCAGUGGCGGCCGAACAGGGGGGUUAGGGGGCUAUAGCGCCCUGGAAUAAAUGUCGGGCUAAGUUCACCACCACCCAAAAAAACAAUGAGAGUAAGACGGUAAUAUAAAGAUUUUUGAUCGCAUCAAAGGUAAACUGGACAAAAUAACCGACAUGGUGUUCAAUGAAAUAUCCUUAAGUGAUUUGAAAUUGAACGGGCUUCAGCACCCAUCACAGUUUUCCGAAAGGGGGACUAAGGGAGCGGUCAUUAUUUGUGGUGGGGGUUGCACCGAGAUAUGGUUGACUUAGUAAAAAUUUUGCUGAUCCAACCAUUAAAAAAUCAAAAAACAUUUUUACCCAACCUCAAAUAUCAAUUAAAAAAUAAAUACACACCCUUUGCCAAAAUUGUUAUAAUUCUUACAAAAGGAUACCUCUGUGAAUUGAGUUUGAUAAUUGCUUGUGCUAAUUUACUGCAGUCUAAAGUUUCAUGCUGUCUGCACAUGUACUUUCUUUGGAGAUACCAUUUGCCUGACAAAUCGGAAAAUGAUCAAGAUAGUGACUCUGACUGAUUUACAUAUUGUAUUGAUAUAUGACUGUUGACAUUGCCCCCCCCCCCCCCUUCCGCUCGCCCCCAAAACCUGUUCUGCCAUCACUGUCUCUGGUACUGGACUGCAUGGAAGUAACUGACUCUUGUUAGCACUGUAUGCAACUGGGGUGAUAACUUAACGAUUACCCAAAUGGACAGGCGACUUGCAGUAAGAUUUUGUUUUUGGCCACCAUGAUGCCGGAUGAAAAAUUCAAAUCAAGAAUCUGUUUUUUGCGGAUUCACUUCACGCGAAGAAAUUCGCCCAUUGAGAAACUCGUUUUUUUCCUUUACUCAAUUUUACCAACGUAAUGAGCCUGAUUUACACUGAAAAAGUAACCCGGGUUCGAGCCGAGCUUGUUUGAACCCUAUACCAGAGUAUGUUUACACUCCAAACAACUAACUCAAGGUUAAAGUUUUUCUUAUUUGGUUCCUCCUUGCUCAACUUACAGCAGUUUUACGAGAUUCGUGACCCCCCAACACGAAAGUUCGCUGAAGUAAUGUUUGGUUUUGACAUAAGGGCGUGGCUACCAACCAGUAUUUUAUAUUACAUCAGCUGUAAUGAUGCCGCAUGUCAAAAACAAACAUUAGUUCAGUGAACUUUUGUGUUGGGGGUCGCGAAUCUCGUGAAACUGCUGUAACAACGCCCUAUUUAUCGAAUUUAUUGUGCUGUGUUGUUCAGUAGGUUGGAAGGUCAUAGGUGAUACGCUAAAAAUUGGUGGCACAGCACUGAAUGUGGAACAAUACAAACCUCCAAUUGUAAGUGUGCUAGAGAAAAACACGGCAAAGUAUUUUUAGCAGGUAUCAUUUCGGAGAAAGUAAUAUCCGAAACGGGUGUAGAUUGAAAAUUUCAGCCUAAAAGGUCUGCAAUGUCUGAAUAUGCGUUGUAAAUUGCUUUUGUUAUAAAAGCCAGAAAAAGUGGUGUUGGUAGUAUACACCUAUCCGACUGGUGUUCGCUCUUGUCACAUAUGAGAAGAUUGCACCCAGCUUGACUCUGUCAAGGGUCUUUCCUGGGCAUUUCGGCUUGCUCGGAUCAAUAAGCGAUGGCCUUUACUGAGAAGAACCAUUUAAAAUUGAUAGAGCUAUCCAGUAUAAAUAAAAUUAAGGUUUCCUCCUGUAGUUACACUGGGUCAAUACGAGCUGGUCCUUCCUUGAAACGGAUAGACCUAUCAAGUAAAAUAAGAGUUUUUAGGUUUUAAAUUGUCAGUAAACAUGUUGCAUAUUAUAGUAGUAAAGGAUUCUUACUUUUUAAAGUUAAAAAAUUAUGUGCUCCUUUAUUAAUUCGGGGAGUACUUUUUUAUUUAAUAUUUCAUCGAUUUUGAAACGAUUUUGAACUUUGAUCAUUCUUUUGAAAAGUAUUAUUUACUGCCCUACUAAUAAAUUUUGCGUCAGAUUUAUUGCUCAAUUGGUCAGUCAGAACGUGUGAAGCUCUUUUGCUAUGAUGCAAGAUUUAUGCUAAUGUUAAUUAUGGUAAUUAUGUAGGCGUCGAUUGAAGAUUUCAGUUCUGAAAGUGUCACAAAAAUCUGGGUACCUGAUGAGCAAAUAUUCCCGCACAAUGAUGAUACAGGUGCGUACAGUAUGGACAGAAAACUCGACCGAGAUAAAACUAGGAAGAAAUCGCAUGGCAGGGGUACCCGGCAAAUCCUGAUCAAUCAACGUCGUCUUGGCUUAAAUUCUGACCAGACGCCAAUGCCAGAAGAUACGUUUGGCGAAACAAAAGUGAAGCUGAACAAAGAUUUGGCCAAAAAGAUAGGAAAAGAAGCUAAACUCCAAGAAAUUCUUAACGAAGAGAACGUUAAGCUUCAUGAUGAUAAAUUAAAAGGCACAUGGAAUGGCAUCUUCGCUGUUGGAAAGAAGCUACGUAUGCUUCUUUCGCAUGAUGCAUAUCCCUGUUUUUGAUCUAACUGAAAAUAAUUGUGACCAUGGAGGCAAUGUUUUAUGUCAGUCUAGCAUUGACCAAUCAUCGGAUGUCCAAGAUGGGCUCAUUAUCAGUAUUAUGAUACAACGAAGAAUGUGUUGUUCAGCGCAGUUCUCAACUGUUUGACAAAUGCAAGUCAUUAUGGUGCUAAAAGUAUCUCCAUCCCUGCUAUAAGUUCUGUCAUAUUUGGUGUUCCUGUCUCGAUCUGUGCCGAAAUUCUAUUUAUGGCUGCGACAGCUUUUGCUAAGAACGCACCUAAAUCCAAUUCUUUGAAAGCAAUUCGCUUUGUCAACAUCGAUAAACCAACUUCACAAGUGUUCGCACAAGAAAUGAAGAAACGUUUUGAUGCUUCAAUUCAUCGGGAAAAUGUUAAAUUAUUUCAUUGCAUUAACGUCGGUGGAAACGAAAAGGGAAACCAGAAUGAGCAAAACCAAUUUGAUGAUUGGAAGGAAAAUCCUGUAGCUACUACCCAACCCACUAAACCGGUGGACCCAAAACCGGCUAAGGACACUUUUGCAGGGAGUCGUAAUUCGUAG